Rattus rattus (black rat) is the source of this 2075-nucleotide messenger RNA. It is a transcript of the gene Sft2d2, whose product is annotated as SFT2 domain containing 2. The transcript is spliced from 8 exons. NCBI's taxonomy places the organism in Eukaryota, Metazoa, Chordata, Mammalia, Rodentia, Muridae. Gene Ontology annotation, biological process: vesicle-mediated transport. The coding region runs from base 73 to 546 and encodes 157 amino acids. The record is from RefSeq and is a predicted model, not a curated record. Gene Ontology annotation, cellular component: membrane.
AGGGGCGGUGGCUGGGCACCCGGAAGAGUGGUCGGCAGAGCGAACGCCGAAGGCGGCGGUCCGAGCCCUGACAUGGACAAGCUGAAGAAGGUGCUGAGCGGCCAGGACACCGAGGACCGCAGCGGUCUGUCUGAGGUUGUGGAGUCGUCAUCACUCAGCUGGAGCACCAGGAUAAAAGGCUUCAUCGUGUGCUUUGCUCUAGGGAUCCUGUGCUCACUGCUGGGUACUCUUCUGCUGUGGGUGUCCAGGAAGGGACUCUUUGCAGUAUUUUACACCCUGGGUAACAUUACAUCAAUUGGGAGUACCAUGUUCCUCAUGGGGCCACUGAAGCAGCUGAAGCGUAUGUUUGAGCCUACCCGUCUCAUCGCCACAAUCCUGGUGCUGUUGUUUUUUGUACUCACUCUGUGCUCUGCCUUUUUGUGGAAUAAGGGACUUGCGCUCAUCUUCUGUAUUUUGCAGUCUUUGGCCUUGACGUGGUAUAGCCUUUCCUACAUACCGUAUGCAAGGGACGCUGUGAAGAAGUGCUUUGCCGUGUGUCUUACGUAACAUGCUGCCGGCGUGCAGGGAGCACUGUGGACAGAAGCUGAUGGACUGUGCUGUACAUACCCUCUAAGCCUCUGUCGCACAGACACGUGCCUUCCACUUGUGGCAGUGUGUUCCUUGCAGUUCGGACAUUUUUGAGGGUUGCCUGUGGGAGCCGUCAUGAGUCCUAAACCUUAAUGUCUAUAACACAAUGGAGGUUCUGUGGCUUGUGUAGACAACUCUAGUGACUGUUCUCCUCUGGGAGGUGUCCCACCGAGUUCUCCCAGAGCAGUCUUUGUCCAAUAGCAGCCCAUAAACCUCAGGAGCCUCUGGUUCCCAGGCGGCAGGAAGGUCUAGCAGGGCUUCUGGUGGGGCAGCAGGAACUACAGAAUUUAAAGAUUUGCCCCUUAUCAAGAAACCAUGGGCCCAGCCCCACACGGCAUCUUCCCUGGUGUCUGAGAGCAAGUUAUCCUGCCUGUCUUAAGACCCGGAGAGCCUGCCCUGGAUACAUUGUUCCUUUCCCUGGGUGGCACCUUCUUGCUGUUCUGAAUCACGGCUGGCUAGUGUCCAAUGUGGAUUCUUUCUCUUGCCCUCACCCUCCCAUAUCUGUCUUGUGACCUUGGGACACUGGUUAAUUGAGAGUGAGGUAGUGACCUAAAAUGCUGUUUCCUUUUGGACAAGAGCCAUUAGAAAGUGAAAAAUCUUCAUGUUCCUCACUUGGUUUGGUUUCCUUCAUUAUUUAUAAAUGUUUACUUUCCGUUCUUUGCUGGAGUUGGGAUAAGGAAAGUGCGUGGAAGACAGAUCCCUCGUGGGCCAGCGAGAAUCAGGCAUGCCUGCCAAGCAACCUAAGGGCUCCAGCACUGGCACGGGGUCCGCACUGGACACUGGUGGUCAGCCCGUAGGUGGUGGUGCUGCAGCUGAGUGCCUAACCACACACAGCGUUCUUGUGUUGGGGAUCUCAUCUGCUCCUCACGAGGGCCGUGCGAGUUGUCUCACUGCAGUCAGAGCCGGGACUCAGGCUGGUUUCCACAUCACCUGGAGCUCCAGCUCUGGCCUGACUCAGUUCCUGCUAUGACUCUGUGUAUCCUGGCAUGGCUCUGCUCAGAGCCCCCGUCACCUCUCGUAAACCUGUUCUUGUUUUCAUCCUCCUAGCCUGGAUCUUUUCUGAUGCAGCAUCUGUGUCACUUGAGCUCCCUGCUCCCUCGUUUUGCUUUUGGGCAGCUUCCCUCUGCAUCUGUAGGAUGGCUACCAUCCUAUGGUCCCUUGUAGCUGCUCAGUACUUCCUUGUUUUGACAGCUUGAGGUCCUGGAAGUCUAGGUUUGCCCUUUGCUCUUUGCUCAGGGCUGGCUGUUCUACUUUGACCUCUGUCUUAUCACUGCCAGACCAGAGGAGGCGAGCACUCUCGUCUCUACAGUUGUGGCCAGUUGCUGAACUGUGGCUAAUGGCUGUCUUUUCUCCUGAGAUGGAGAAGUGUGGACAGGCUGAUCGGGACUAGGGCAGAGGUUAGCUCAGUCUUUCUAGAUUCUUGCCAUGCUGUUGAAGGCAUCGAGAAG